GUCAACUGUGUGUCAGGUCAACCCAGUCUGUUAAGUUUUCACUUGUGUUGUAGCUGUUUGUGAGAAAUCAAUCUAGACAAAUACCAAUAUAUAUUUUGAAUAAAGUUUAGUGAAGUAUAAUGCCAGGGAAGUGCUCUUUGGAACAGGGUGGUAGAACCGGGACUCAGGUGAUCACAGUCCUAUGCUGCACUAGUGCUCACUGUGACUGUCUUCCUCUGACAAUUAUCUGAAGUACAUGUCAAGCCCCUCAAAAUGACACUCAAGAUAACCAUGCCAGGAGAACAAAGUGGGCUUACAUUCUCUCAGCUGAGACUCUUUCUUUGUUUCCUGAUGUAUUGUUGGGUUCUUGCUGAUCCAGUAUGUGGGUACUUCCUGAAAAACUGCACAAUCCGGGGUAAUCUCAGUGACCCCUCUAACAUGAAAGUACUCUGUGAAAAGAGGAACCUAGAAGUCAUGCCUAUAGACAUUCCACGGAAAGUAAGCGUUUUAGAUGUGGCCAUGAAUAACAUUUCCAAAAUUGGAAAGUUGGAUUUUAAAGGCCUAUCAAACCUCAAAAUUCUAAACAUGUCAAGAAACCAGAUCUCUCAAUUGGACAAUGGGUCUCUCAGACACCUAGAGGCUCUUCAGGAGCUGGGUCUGGCUCAUAACAGACUCACUACCUUGUCAGACCAUUUGUUUCAAGGUCUAGUCAACCUCUCCCUGCUACAUCUGGACAACAACUUCAUUGCAACCAUCAGCUCCUCAUCAUUUCAGCCUCUCUCCAGUUUGAAGACAGUGAAUUUAACCAAGAACAUCCUUUAUAUUAUGAAGGAAGUUCAGCCCAUCGUACAAUUACCACACUUACAGGAGUUGUACAUUGGGAGCAACAAAUUCACCUCUUUCCAGUCACAGGAAAUAUCAAACACUUCUAUAGAGCUGAGGCUGUUGGAUUUAUCCCGGAAUCCAUUGGGAGUCUUCAGGAUCACGGCAGAUGUUCUUCCUUACCUUGAGGUGUUAGACAUCGCCUACUGUGGCCAACUUGGACGCAUGGAAUGGGAUGUGCUGAACAGGUCUUUUCUGAGCAACGUCAAUCGUCUCAACUUGAGCGGCAUUGAGAUGUCUUUCGAGAGGAUGGGUAUGGUGCUGCAGACUGUCAACUCCUCAUUAGUCCAUCUGAGAUUGAAUGACCUUGUCAAAGGCUCAAAGCUCAAGGUCAAGGCUCUCACUGAUAUUGCCUGCCAUAUACCUAAACUCAGCGUGCUCCGACUCGAAUAUAACAACAUAGGUAAUCUCUCUGAGGAAUUUCUGCAGUCAUGUAAACACAUGACAGAAGUGGACAUAUCAAAUACUGGUCUUACUCAGCUGUCUGAAUUUUCAUUCAGAUCAAUAGAGCAAAUAAGUGCUUUGAAAAUGGGCCACAACAGGCUUUCUUCCGUACCAAAGGCCACAAGAAAUCUACCUACACUGAAGAUCCUGGAUCUCAGCUUCAAUAUCAUCAAUAAACUAGGCUGCUCAGAUUUCUCCAAUCUUACAGGACUCACACAACUCUUUCUUUUCCACAAUCAAAUCCCCAACCUUCCAGGAUGUGUUUUCCAGGAUUUGAAAGAAUUAAGGAUCCUUAAACUGGGAUCAAACAAAAUCCUGACCUUGAAUGAAGCCUUCAUGAAUGGUUUGCACAAACUUGAGACUUUGAAUUUGGCAGGCAAUAAACUGAGCUCUAUCAGAAAAGGAGAGUUUAAAAGCUUAACAUCACUCAAGACUUUACUUUUAUAUGACAAUCAGAUUGCCAGUAUGGAAGAUGGAGCCUUUGAGGGAUUGGUCAACCUUACAGAACUUAACCUGGGCUCAAAUAAGAUCACUCAAAUAGACAUAAGAAACACUGUGCUCAUGGGGCUUCCAAGCUUAAGAACUCUUGAUAUAUCCUGUAAUUACAUCACAUAUGUAAAUGAUGGUAAAUUAGACCCUCCACCCUUCUCUCAUCUGACAUCUCUGGAGAAUCUGCAGAUCCAUAGUCAGCGUCACAAGGGACUGUGUCAUCUACCUAUCAACUUCCUUGAAGGUCUGAAAUCUUUAUUGGCAUUCAAGGCAGGGAAUCUCAAUAUUAAGGACCUGCACCCAAACACAUUUAUUCACACACCACGGUUGUGGUACCUUGAUGUCAGUAAGAAUGAGUUCACAGCCCUCAUGCCAAAGCUGUUUCACCCAACCCCAAGGCUCAACAGAAUGUACAUGUCCAAAGCCCAACUUCAGUCCUUAGAUUUCCUCAUAGGAGCAAACCUCAGUAGAGUCACUUUCUUGCAGGUGAGCAAGAACGACAUAACAGCAGUCAAUGAGACGGUGUUGCAAUCUCUCCCUGCCUUGACAUACCUGGACAUGCAAGAUAAUCCUUUCACCUGUGGCUGCAGUGAUGCUUGGUUUGUCCAGUGGAUGGAGAGUGACAACCAAACACAAGUUGUUGGUGCAGGAGAAUUUACCUGCAACUAUCCUGCCGAUCUAAAGGACACCAAGUUGUUGGAUGUUGAGCUUCAGUUCUGUACAGUGGACUUAGGACUUUACUGCUACAUCUCUACCACUUGUCUGGUCCUCCUCACCCUGGUAGCAUCCUUUGCCUACCACUUCCUGAAAUGGCAGGUAAUUUACGGCUAUUACCUCUUCCUGGCUUUCCUCUAUGACACCAAGCAAAGGAAAAAGCACACGCCUCAUGGCUGUCAGUACGAUGCCUUCAUCUCCUACAACGCCCACGAUGAGCCCUGGGUCCUGAGGGAGCUUCUGCCAGAGCUGGAGGGAGUGCAGGGCUGGAAGCUGUGUCUCCACCACCGGGACUUCCAGCCAGGCAAACCCAUCAUAGACAACAUUAUGGACGGCAUCUACGGAAGCCGCAAGACCAUCUGUGUCAUCAGCCACCGCUACCUGGAGAGUGAGUGGUGCUCCCGGGAGAUCCAGGUUGCCAGCUUCCGGCUCUUUGAUGAGCAGAAGGACGUCCUGAUUCUGGUGUUCCUGGAGGAGAUCCCUACCCACCAGCUGUCACCCUACCACCGGAUGAGGAAGCUAGUGAAGAGACGCUCAUACCUGAGCUGGCCCAGAGCUGGGGAGCAAACCGGGGUCUUCUGGCAGCAACUACGGUUGGCUUUAGAGAGCAAGGAUGGCUCUGCUGAGGAAAAUCCCAUCCUCUCUGGGGUGGAGGCUUUGUGAUAGUGAAACCUUGAUUUGAAACAACCAUCACUCUCUGAACCUUUUCUGUAUAUUUACAUGAGAAUAUUGAAGAUGCACUCUCAAACUUUUGUCUAUUUUCAGCCAGUAGUUUUGAAAGUGGUGCUUACGAGCCAGAAGUGGUCCUCGUUUUCUGUGUAUCACGUCAUCUAAAGUGUUUUAAACUAAUUUGUAUGAUAUGACAUGUUACGAAUCUAAUUCAUCAUAAUAGUAUGUUAUGAUUUUGCUGUGCUCUGCAUCCUGGAGUGCAUCUUAAGAAAUCGUUAAUAGUACUGACGCACCAAUGCGUCAAUCUAAGUAACAUAAUAAAUUUAAAAAUCCUGGUCUCAGA
Molecule: messenger RNA, 3520 nt
Organism: Oncorhynchus kisutch (coho salmon)
Lineage: Eukaryota; Metazoa; Chordata; Actinopteri; Salmoniformes; Salmonidae
Product: toll-like receptor 13
Exons: 2
Coding region: 253-3171 (972 amino acids)
Biological process (GO): signal transduction
Cellular component (GO): plasma membrane
Molecular function (GO): protein binding; signaling receptor activity
Source: RefSeq, a predicted model, not a curated record